AGUUACUCUCUGGUCCUUAUGGUUAUACAUUUUUUACAAUGUGGUACCAAUCCUCCUGUUCUGCCAUGCUUGCAUUCAAUGUUUGCAAACAAAUUUAAGUCGGACGCGAAUAUUUAUAAUAUCGAUAUUCAUGAGGAUUUGAACAUUUCAUCAUCCAAUCGUUUACCUGAGAACCAUCAGUCCCUUGGGGAAUUACUAUUUGAAUUUUUCAAAUAUUAUGUGGAAUUUGACUUUGACCAGUACGCGAUAUCUGUACGUUCAGCAAGCAAAAUACCGAAAGAGGAUUGUC
Wasmannia auropunctata (little fire ant) is the source of this 289-nucleotide messenger RNA. RefSeq names its product poly(A) RNA polymerase gld-2 homolog A-like. The record is from RefSeq and is a predicted model, not a curated record. Gene Ontology annotation, molecular function: poly(A) RNA polymerase activity. The annotation marks the transcript as partial. NCBI's taxonomy places the organism in Eukaryota, Metazoa, Arthropoda, Insecta, Hymenoptera, Formicidae. Gene Ontology annotation, cellular component: cytosol. The transcript has 3 exons.